AAAAAUCUCUGACUUUUCUUCAGGGUAUACGAUAGUGUAUCGUUUUGUAUUUCAAGGUCUUCAUCAGCUGUGUCAAAUUGUGUUAAUGCAUUCAACCGUUCGUAGCUCAAAGUCAUGUCAAUUUAAAAAGACAGAAACCACGAAGAAGUAUAGAAGUUUCAUCAAAACUACAUACAAACGCAUGCAAUCAAGUUCACUAUCAGAAUAAAAGAUUCUUUUCCAUAUCAAAGAACAAGCUAAGAAUCCUUUGUUUCAAUGUCUUAUUAGCUACGCACCGGCCGCAUCACUUUUUGUUCUUUUUCUUGGAAAACAAGUUUUGUUGCCCUUCUUGAUGAUGAUGAUGACGGAGAUGGACCUAUGUAUGAUACUGGUGGCCUUCAAGCAUUUCUAAAGAACAAAACCGCAAAAGGAAUUCUUUUUUUUCAAUUAUUCUGUGGCAACGAGUAUAUAAGGGAAGAAUAAUCCCUUCUAGGAUCAUAGUUCAGUUUAAUCACCAGGACAAGUAACAUCACCACUUUCAAUAUGUUCAAAGCAAUCUUACUCGCAUGCCUUUUGGCCAUCGCUACUGCCAAUCCAGUACUCUAUCAAGCAGCCUACCAACCAGCCUACCAACCAGCCUAUUAUGCCGGUGUGUCUCCCAACCUGCCAAUUGCCCUUCCAUUAGCCUAUGCCAAGCUGAGUGCACCGGCUGCAUCAGAAACAUACAACAGUGUGGCAACAGCCAACUCAUUCCAGCAACAAUACAGAUCUGAUUACAAACCAUUGACCUAUUCCGCUGGCUUGAUUUACUAAACUCACAUCACAACGCUACAACGAACAGAACGCACACAGAACACACAUGACAACGUGUAUAGUGAAUAUAUUGGUAAUGUGACACCUAUACCAUUACACUAUUGUGGAAUAAAACAGAAACUGAUUUGAUGAGUUACAUAAA
Messenger RNA from Episyrphus balteatus (marmalade hoverfly), 934 nucleotides. RefSeq lists its product as uncharacterized. Bases 523 to 792 code for a protein of 89 amino acids. The record is from RefSeq and is a predicted model, not a curated record. Lineage: Eukaryota; Metazoa; Arthropoda; Insecta; Diptera; Syrphidae. The transcript has 2 exons.